This is a messenger RNA of Bactrocera dorsalis (oriental fruit fly), 706 nucleotides long. RefSeq lists its product as uncharacterized. The record is from RefSeq and is a predicted model, not a curated record. The transcript has a single exon. Bases 43 to 594 code for a protein of 183 amino acids. Lineage: Eukaryota; Metazoa; Arthropoda; Insecta; Diptera; Tephritidae.
UUUCGUUAUCGUAAAAGGCAGCAAAAUGUGUUUUAGAAAGAAAUGGUGAACACAAUUACGUUUAACCUAAUAAUGUUCUUAAAUGUGCUCAUUGUGGGCGCGAAUGAAACGAUCGAUCGUACCUGUUUGCUCAUGACAACUGUAAAAUGGGUUGAUGUGUGCCACGGAACUAUAACGAACGAGAUGAAACUCAAAUACAAAGAUCAAUUGACAUUCAUAGGCACACCCUUCAAAAUAAUGAUCUCCGAAAAUGCGGAAGUGGGCUUCUUGGUGACUUUCUAUGAUUCAUAUCUGCGAAAUUGUAGCUCGGUGCGUGUCGACAGGAAUUCGGUGGCCGCGUGCGAAAAUAAGGGGAACUAUACGAUAAAGAGAUCUAUGAUUCAUUGUUUUGAAUUUUAUCUCUUUUAUGCGGAUGAAUUGAUGCGAACAUGCUACGAUCCGGCUGAUUCGAAGCCACGACAAGUGCCACCAAUUCGAUUUACAGCACUGCAUUAUGCAUACAAACCACCGAUUGAAGCAGGUCAAGUUGCCUUAGAUAUAGCUACAAAAUGGGUUCUAUGGUUAAUAGUCGCUGGUGUGUUGUGGAUAAUGUAAAAAUACAUGAUUACAUGUGUAUAUAUAAACCAAUGAUUUACAUUAAAAUAUUAUAUGAAUAUGUCGUACUGCACGGAUUUUUGGUAAAUAUACAGGAUGGUUGUUAUUCAGA